Colossoma macropomum (tambaqui) is the source of this 2610-nucleotide messenger RNA. RefSeq names its product endoplasmic reticulum lectin 1 (gene erlec1). The record is from RefSeq and is a predicted model, not a curated record. The transcript has 14 exons. NCBI's taxonomy places the organism in Eukaryota, Metazoa, Chordata, Actinopteri, Characiformes, Serrasalmidae. Gene Ontology annotation, cellular component: endoplasmic reticulum lumen. The coding region runs from base 210 to 1658 and encodes 482 amino acids. Gene Ontology annotation, biological process: retrograde protein transport, ER to cytosol; endoplasmic reticulum unfolded protein response.
GUACCGGACAUGGACGUGGCAAGCUGUGAAAACAGUUCCUGUUAUUGUGGUUAGUUAGCUAGGGGUCUGUGAGUUAGCCGAACUAAUGCUAGCUGUGUGAGCAGGAGUCAGUCAUAUGCAAAUAAUUUUUUCAUAUUUUGUGGUACUUUGUCUACUUAGUUAACUGUCUCAUGAAACUAUAGUAGAACAGGUAGUGGCUAGUUGGGACUAUGCACAGAGUCCGCUCGUUUACCACCUAUGUGGCUGCGCUGCUGUUGCUGCUGCUGUGUGUCGGGCUGUCUGCUAACCGCGGCGCUUCUCCAGUCUUUACUGAUGAAAUGCCUUUCAAAAUCAACUGGCCCGGCGAAUAUGUCACCCUGCCAACCUCAGGGGCUCUUUAUAAAGAAGAUGACUUCCUUAUUAUGACAACUGCAGAGAAAGAGAAAUACAAGUGCUUAUUACCUUCUCUAGCCAAUGGAGAUGAGGAUGAGGAGAAGGAGUAUAUGGGGCAUGGCCCUGCUGUGCUGCUUGCACCGUUAUUUAAACAGAGCAGCUGUUCGUACAGGAUUGAGUCUUACUGGACGUAUGAAGUAUGCCAUGGUAAACAUGUGAGGCAAUAUCAUGAGGAAAAGGAGGCGGGGCAGAAGUUGAACAUUCAGGAGUACUACCUGGGGACCAUGAGUAAACCCACUGAUGCUUUGGCAGAAUCUGAAGCUGGUAAAGUGGAGGAUACUGUCAAUGAGGUGCCGACUAAGAAUGUAGAAGGCCAGUUGACCCCUUACUACCCUGUGGAGAUGGGGAAUGGGACGCCAUGUCUGCUUAAACAGAACAAGCCUCGCUCCACCUCUGUGCUGUAUGUCUGCCACCCAGAGGCAAAGCACGAAAUUCUCUCAAUCGCUGAGGUUACAACCUGCGAGUAUGAGGUGGUGGUCCUCACCCCUCUGCUCUGUGCCCAUCCAAAGUACAGGUUUAAGUCAUCCCCAGUGAACACCAUCUUGUGCCAGGCUCUGGCAGGCUCCCCCCUCAGACCUCUCAGUCUCUCACAGCUGGACCAGCAGCAGGAGGAGCUGCUCAGACCACAUUUCAGCCCUGCCACUGAGAGGGAGGAGGACACAUCCCCUGUGCGGGAAGAAGCUUAUACUUCUACCCACAAGCCCCUAGCCGUUGGUGGUCAAGCUCAAGUCACAGUAGGCACUACCCACAUCUCCCGCCUGACUGACGAACAGCUCAUCAAGGAAUUCCUCAGCGGCUCAUACUGUCUGCAUGGGGGUGUUGGAUGGUGGAAAUAUGAAUUCUGUUAUGGAAAGCAUGUCCAUCAGUAUCAUGAGGACAAAGAGCAAGGAAAGAGUAUUGUGGUGGUGGGCAGCUGGAAUCGUGAGGAGCAUUUAGAAUGGGCCAAGAAGAAUGUGGCUCGUACUUAUCAGCUCAAAGAUGAUGGAACACAGAAAGUGAAGGUGGUGUCCCACUUCUACGGCCAUGGAGAUGUGUGUGACCUGACAGGGAAGUCGAGACAGGUCAUUGUGAAGCUCAAGUGUAAGGAAUCAGAGUCUCCUCAUGCUGUUACUGUGUACCUGUUGGAGCCCCAAACCUGUCAAUAUAUUUUAGGGGUUGAAUCUCCAGUGAUCUGUAAGAUUCUGGACACUGCUGAUGAGAAUGGCCUUUUGUCUAUCCCUAGCUAGAAAUAACAAAAAACAAAAAAUGGACAUGUAUAGGCAGAAGAAGCAUAUUCUACAUGGGAGUGAGAUGUAUUUCUGAAGGGGGAGCUUUGUCCUGUGGUCUGAAACUGAAACAAGAUAGAAGCACCUGAAUCUAGGAACUCCUCACUCUCAUUUUUAAGAACACUGAAGACUUGCUGUAGACUGAGCUGUGGAUGAACUCUGUGUUCUGUGCUUUAAUGGAAAGUACAUUAAUUAUGGAAAUGUGGUUAAAAGUCUUCGUGAGACUGAAAGAAAUGGGGAAAAUGUUAAAUUACCCUGAUCUGCUGGAGGAUCUCCACCCCCCCCCAACUUUUUUUUUCAUUAUUUUGGCUCAAUUUAAUGACUGUCCAUGAAUGUCACACACUGUAGUAGUCCUUUUGAAUUUAAUGCAGUCAUUCAUUUCUUGAAUAGAAGAGUAAUAUAUUGGGUUGUUUUAACUGUUUCUAUUUAUUUGCCUUAAUUUCUGUUAAUUACAUGCUUGCUGUUGACAUUUUGCACUUGAAAGAUUUUAUGUAUAUAGUAAAGCUGGGAUUCAAAAAUUCAUAAUGUGAUCUGAAUGCAAAAGUAUGUAACAGUGAAAUCUUGCAUACUCAAGCAUAUUUAAAGGUUAAAGAUGGCUAAUCGAAUGAGUGAAAGAGUACAAUGCAUAGGUGUUAAUUUGAAAUUGUCAUUUUAAGUGGCCUAAAAGUCUUGAGACUUAGUAAGAUAUUUGAAGUAGUACAAAAUGCAGUAUUUGACGCUACAUAUAUUGCAUUCAGUAGCUGCAGUGAGUCUAUGAAAUACCCACACAUAAAUGGUAACCCUCUUUUCCUUUUUUGCCUCACACUUGCUCCAUCUUUAAUUGAAACUUUGAGAUGGAGUUAUAAAAAGAACACACAGGAGUAAAUAAGACCAGGGAUAUUGGCAUUAGGUUUGUUUUUAACUGCUUGGUAUU